AGUUUAUUUUUCUUAUCAAAAUACUGUAACUUUUUACUCUAAAUACCGAUAAUUUUUAUCGUCUUUCAUUCCUAUAUUAAAAUCGUUCACAGUUUACUUAGUGCCCUGCGUACAUCAAGAUCUAUUAGUUGAAUAUCUUUUUUUUUUUAUUUUAAUGGCAAUGGAACUUACGACAAGAUUUCGUAGUUUUCACCGGCUUUUUCAAAAACCACUUGGAAUAGUAUCAUACCAAAGGUGUUCUCAUACUGUUCCAAAAGAAAACCCCAAUCCUGAUUUAUUGAAUUCAUUCAAUCAAGAUAUUAAAGCUGGUGGAGUUGUGCCAGUAUUCCGUAGGGCACUAUUGUUUCCAUCGAGAGUUGCCGUGCAGGAUGAACAGGGAUCAUACACAUAUGCAGGGUUAUACCAAGCUGCCAAUGAACUCAGUCAGGAUAUUGCAGCCCAACUUUUGGGCGAAAAAGAAAGGACAAUUUCAUACAUGUGUGGUAACAAUGCCUCACAUAUCAUCGUACAAUGGGCCAUCUGGAUGACAGGAAACAUUGCUGUCCCAUUAACACCAAUCCACCCACCAGACAUGCUUAAAUAUUUCAUCAGCGACAGUGAUUCCAGCCUCAUCAUAUGUACUCAAGAACAUGAAGACUUGCUCCGUCCUAUAGUUCAGGAAUUCUCGAAGCCGCUAUUGGUAUCAAAUAGAGUUAAAAAUGAUAAAGAAGAUAUACCAGAUAGUUGGAAGCCGGAAGCUGGUUUGAGCGAAGCAGGACCGAAUAACCGGUGGUAUGGGGGAAAGGACGCUAUGUUGAUCUAUACAAGUGGUACAACAAGCAAGCCCAAAGGCGUAGUGUGGACUCACAGCAUGCUGAGUACCCAGAUCGCAGCGCUGCAUACAGCCUGGCAGUAUUCAGCGCACGAUGUUGUGUUGCACACAUUGCCGCUGCAUCACAUACACGGGCAGCUCAAUUCGUUGAACGCGUCUCUGGCUGCUGGAGCUAAAGUGCGCAUGCUGGCGUCGUUCGCAUCGCACGCGGUGUGGGCGCAGCUGGUGGGCGCGGCGGAGGCGCGCGUGUCCGUGUUCCACGGCGUGCCCGCCAUGUACGCGCGCCUCGCCGCCGACCACGCCAACAUGUUCACGGAUGACAAGACCAAAGAGUACGUGAGGUCUACUCUCAGUAAGAUGCGGCUCAUGUGCGCGGGGUCCGCGCCGCUGCCCGAGACGCUGUUCAACAAAUGGGAGGAGAUAUCCGGCAUCCGGCUGCUCGAGCGGUACGGCAUGUCGGAAGUGGGCAUGGCGCUCAGCAACCCGUACCGGCCGGCGGGCGCGCGCGCGGUGGGCCGCGUGGGCGCGCCGCUGCCGGGCGUGGCCGCCCGCAUCGCGCUCGCGGCCGGCGCCCGCCUCGAGCCCCUGCUCACUGUGGACUGCGAUGUGCCCGACACGCAGAUUAAUCUAGAUCGAUUGGGCUUCACAAAGAAUACUCCAGAAGAGAAUAAUUGGAAACCGGCCAAAGUCACCGUGCACAAGGAAAGCGAAAAUGGUGUCUAUGAAGGAGAACUGCUUCUGAAGGGACCUAAUGUAUUUACAAGGUACUGGAACCGAGCGCCGAGCCUAACCUCGUCGGAUUUCACAGAAGACGGCUGGUUCAGAACCGGAGACAUCGCGUCCUACUCCGAAGGGUCCUUCCGUAUCAUGGGCAGGUCCUCUGUGGACAUCAUCAAGACAAGCGGCUACAAAGUCAGCGCCCUGCAAGUGGAAUCGGCCAUACUGGAACACCCCAAUAUAGCUGACGCCGCCGUUCUGGGCAUUGAGGACGAGAAUUAUGGUGAAAUCAUCGCCUCCGUGGUGGUCACCAAGGACAAGAAGGAAAUAACCCUGAAGGAGUUGAGGGAAGUCGCUGGGAAGAAGCUGGCGCCGUAUCAGUUGCCCAGGACCCUGCUGGUGGUGGAAACUAUGCCGAGGAACGUUAUGGGGAAAUUGGAUAAGAAGGAAAUUAAAAGAUUGUUCGGGAAACAGCUGGUGUAUAAGAAGUCUUAAAUGCGUGAUGAAUUUGAGUUUUGAAGUAAUGAAACGGAACAGGUUUUUGAAUUUAAUAAUGUAUAUAAAUCUUCGUUUUGAAAUGGCUCUGACGCCGGCAGUUCCUAACGUGCGCAAUACAAUAGUAAAUUUUUAUAUAUGGCAAUACAAUAAUAUAUUAUAAAUGUAUAUGAGAAAUUAUUUAUUGAAUAUAACUUGAAUUUGAAUGCAGUUUAACGUGACAAAUUUAAUUAAUUGAAAAUUGUAUUGUUUUAAUAAAUAUGCAUGUUAUAUUUUCUUCUACUAUUUUUGAAUGAUAAAAAUUAAAGAAGAAAUUUAAUUACGUAACACCUUAUCAUUAGUACACGCUUUGUUAUCUAUGCUUUUAUCAUUUGUACUUAUAAAGCUGUAUAUACAUUAAACCAUUGAAUGGUCUACAUUUGCCAAGAUGGUUUUCGAAUAUGUAUCUUAUAGUGUUACACGUUAUUUUGAUUAAAGUGUAUAUAAUAUUUAUUUAACUUGUUAAAUCAUCAGGUCUUAAACAAUAUUAGGAACAUGUUGCUCAAAAUAUCACAUCAAUGUAAGUAUUACAGUACAUUCGCAUAAUAUUUAAUGUGUAUAUAUUAAAAUAUAGCAUCAUUACUCCAUUUUUGGAGCAGAUUGUACAAUAAUUUUGCAUAAAAAUCAGUACAUUAAUAUAAUUGUAUAGAUAAAUAUAGUCAAAAUGUAUUGACCAAUUAAAUACUUUGUUGUAUACUUUAGAGUAACUAUGUUAAUAUAGCGGAGAGUAAAUGUUGUCUCAUUCUAACAAAUUAGCAUUUCCGAGCGAGAAAAUAUAUUUCUUAUUUCUUCUCGCUUAUUAUUUCCACGUUUGUCUCUGUCUGUAAUUAAGAAAUAUUUAAGGCCUGAAUCAUAUAGUUAUUGAUUUGUUGAA
Zerene cesonia (dogface butterfly) is the source of this 2936-nucleotide messenger RNA. It is a transcript of the gene Acsf3, whose product is annotated as malonate--CoA ligase ACSF3, mitochondrial. The transcript is spliced from 10 exons. The record is from RefSeq and is a predicted model, not a curated record. Gene Ontology annotation, molecular function: medium-chain fatty acid-CoA ligase activity. Bases 155 to 2023 code for a protein of 622 amino acids. Lineage: Eukaryota; Metazoa; Arthropoda; Insecta; Lepidoptera; Pieridae. Gene Ontology annotation, biological process: fatty acid metabolic process.